Molecule: messenger RNA, 768 nt
Organism: Blepharisma stoltei
Lineage: Eukaryota; Ciliophora; Heterotrichea; Heterotrichida; Blepharismidae
Source: the annotation of a GenBank genome assembly
AUGACAGAUAUUCAAGAAAUUGAGCAGUGGGAAAAAGCAUUGAAUGAAGAACUCAAAGGGCUGAAAUUUUGCAAGCACAAAGUCAAUGACGACGCUGAAAUCCCUUCACAAAUAAAAUACAAAUUAGCUGAUAUCAUUACUUCUUUGAAAGCGGGGAUCAUGAGAGUCCUCGUAAAAAUUUCCAAAAUUAAGGGUAAAGAUCUAGAAAUUAGUGAAAACGAAAACAAAGUGGCUAGAAUAAGGCAUGAAUAUAUUCAAAUUAUGAAUAAUGUAGACAGAUUACUGUCAACUGUUGGUGUCAAGAAUUUUGAGCCUAGAUACCUGCACUCAACUUAUAAUUCUCGGCAUAGAAGCUCAUCUCCUCAAUGGGUGAAGCACGAAGAUGAAACUCUGACUAAACUAAAAACUGAAAAACGCAUUGAAAAAAGCAGCAGUGAGCAAAAAAUCAAAACUCGUGGAUUUUGGUCAAAAGAGUUUGAACAAAUUAAAAAGACGCUAAAAAGUGUGAAAAAAUAUUCAAAAGUUCAUAGGCAUAUUGAAUAUGAGGAAAAAUUGGCAAGUCUCCAAGGAGAAAAUAAUCAGCUGAAAAUAGAUUUAGAGAAUUUGAAAAGUGAACAGCAGACCACUUUCGAAAGCAUUAGAAAAUUGACAGAAAGAAUAGAAUAUUUGGAGAAAGGCCCUCAAAUUGCUUCAAGCGCAGAUAAUCAAGGAACUAAAAAAGAAAGAUACUUGCUGAAGUCUCCCAAACAAGAAGAAGAAAAGGUUUAA